Nicotiana attenuata is the source of this 708-nucleotide messenger RNA. Its product is annotated as mavicyanin-like. The record is from RefSeq and is a predicted model, not a curated record. The coding region runs from base 54 to 557 and encodes 167 amino acids. NCBI's taxonomy places the organism in Eukaryota, Viridiplantae, Streptophyta, Magnoliopsida, Solanales, Solanaceae. The transcript has 2 exons. Gene Ontology annotation, cellular component: plasma membrane. Gene Ontology annotation, molecular function: electron transfer activity.
CCAUUAUUAUAAAGAGCUCCCUUCUUUCAAAUCCAAAAAUUCCUUCUCUUUUCAUGGAUUCCUCUAAAGCUUUUCUGUACUUAGUCUUCUUACUCUUUUCACUUCAUUUCUUUACGGCUCUUGCCACUGAAUUUGCUGUUGGUGGUGACAAAGGAUGGGCUGUUCCUAAAGUAAAAGAUGAUCAAGUGUAUGACCGGUGGGCUGGAAAAAAUAGGUUUAAGAUUGGCGAUACCUUGAGUUUUGGGUAUAAGAAAGAUUCAGUUCUGGUGGUGACUAAAGAAGAGUACGAGAAAUGCAAGUCGAGUCAUCCAAUUUUCUUCUCCAACAAUGGAAAAACCAUCUAUAAAUUAGAGCAACCAGGGUUGUACUACUUCAUCAGUGGAGUAUCAGGACAUUGCGAGAGGGGUUUGAAAAUGAUAAUCAAAGUUUUAGAAUCAGAAUCCCCUCCUCAAUCUGCUAACCAGACUUCCCCAACUAGUAAUGGUGCUAGUGCAGCUGCUACUCCAACUGCAUUAAUGGGGUUUGUUGUGUCAUUAUUUGGAGCUCUUAUUUAUUAAUUAGUUUAUGAAUUUUGAAUAUUUUGUGUUUUUCACGUUAGGUACUUGGAGUUGAAACUAGGUUUCUACUUUCUACUAGUUUGAUUAUGAACUCAUGGAAUUUGUUUUUUAGGUUUCAAUAUUGAAAUAAUUUAUUUUACUAGAUUGGAAA